Messenger RNA from Symbiodinium natans, 522 nucleotides. The record is from the annotation of a GenBank genome assembly. NCBI's taxonomy places the organism in Eukaryota, Dinophyceae, Suessiales, Symbiodiniaceae.
AUGCAGAAGGAGAUAGAGGACAAGACGAGCCCGGAGUACCAACGACAGACGUGGGAGGCACUGAGGAAGAGUAUCAACGGUCUGGUGAACAAAGUGAACGUGGGCAAUAUCAAGAAUAUCGUGGAGGAGCUGUUCCAGGAGAACCUGGUGCGAGGCCGGGGACUCUUGGUGCGUGCGCUCAUCCGAGCACAGAUGGCGUCUCCUGGAUUUACCCACGUAUUUGCCGCCUUGCUGUCCGUGAUCAACUCGAAACUGCCCGAAGUGGGAGACCUCCUGAUCCGGCGGGUGAUUCUGCAGUUUAGACGUGCCUACAAGAGGAAUGACAAGAUCGUCACGACCGCAGCUAUCCGAUUCAUGGCCCACUUAGUGAACCAGAAGGUGGCAUCUGAGCUCCUGGCAUUGCACAUAGCGACCUUGCUGCUGGAGCGGGUCACCGAAGACUCCAUCGAAGUCUGCGUCAGUUUCCUCCAGGAAGUGGGGCAAGCACUGGAGGAGCUGUCCAAGGUCAGCCUUCACGCCUAG